GUCAACCAACAAGGUCAGUCGAUCGCACCGGCUUUAAAUGUUAAAUUAAUACCCUGCGUGCCGCCCGCCACUGUAAUAUUAACUUCUGUACGGGCAUAGUGCGUGUGCAAAUAAGUGUCCCUAUUUCAUUCAAUCGAGUGCACCAUAUAAUAUUUAGUGAAACACGAAACUAUAGUUAAUAUUUUAGUGAAUAAAAUGUUUAACGAAAAAUGUUUAAAAACUGGUAAAAAAUAAAUCAUUUUGGAUUCUUGUGACUUUUUGAUCCCUUAAAGGUAUGCAUGUCAUCCACAGGGGUUCAAAAUGCGAAUGUCAAUUUCUAUAUACAUACUCUUAAGCAUAUCCGGCGCUUCUCUACAAAGGUUCAACCUCUUUGAUUUCUGGACAAAUUUAUUUCGACCAUUGCCAAUUAAUGAAAAGGAAGGGUUCGUUCCCGACUAUCGUCCUAAAGACGGACAAGAGUAUGAUUUUAUCGUAGUAGGAGCAGGCUCGGCAGGUUGUGUUUUAGCUAAUAGGCUUUCAGAAAUACCACACUGGAAGGUUUUGCUUUUAGAAUCUGGAGGCAAUGAAAACUUUUUCUCAGAUAUACCAAUAUUUGCGCCUUUCCUUUCAAUAACUCCGAUGAAUUGGGGCUACAACUCGGAACCGGAGCAGAAAGCCUGCCGAGACCUAAGAGGACGCGUUUGCUAUCUGCCGCGAGGCAAAGUACUCGGAGGUAGCAGUGUCCUUAACUUUUUAAUUUACCAAAGAGGACAUCCCGAGGACUACAAUGAUUGGGUCCGAAUGGGAAAUGAAGGGUGGAGUUAUGAUGAGGUGUUGCCAUAUUUUAAGAAGUCCGAAAAUAUCAGAAUACCCGAACUUAAAAACUCAACCUACCACGGAUUGGGAGGAUAUCUUGAUAUUGAUUAUGCACCAUACAAUUCUGUCUUAAAUCGUGCCUUUAAAGAAGCAGGAGAAGAACUCGGUUACGAAUGGAAUGAUCCUAAUGGAGAAAACGUAAUCGGCUUCUCAAAGCCCCAAGCUACUAUGAGGAAUGGCAGGCGAUGCAGUUCAUCAAAAGCUUUUUUAGAACCCGUUAGAUUUAGAAGAAAUUUAAAAGUUUCAAAACAUUCAACCGUCGUAAGGAUUCUUAUCGACCCCUUAACGAAUAUCGCUAAAGGGGUUGAGUUCAUAAAAAAUAAUAAAAGGAGAAAAAUUUACGCUCGUCGAGAAGUAAUAUUAUCGGCUGGAUCGAUAGGAUCGGCACAACUGUUGAUGCUGUCUGGAGUGGGUCCCAAGCCACACCUUGCAGAGUUGGGCAUCAAUAAUCUAGUCGAUUUACCUGUGGGAUACAACUUACAAGAUCACGUUACGUUCUCGGGAAAUGCCUUCAUCGUCAAUGCAAGCGGGCUUUGCGUGAAUGAUAUGGUAGCGUCAUCACCAACGUCCGCAGCUGCAUAUCUGAUGGGACAGGGGCCACUGACUAUCCCGGGCGGUGCCACUGGCCUCGCCUUCACACAGACACAGUACGCGCAAGACCUGGCCAAAGGCCGACCUGAUAUUGAGCUGGUGAUGGGUGCUGGUUCUCUCGCUGGCGAUCUACUAGGAAUUUUACGAUCUAUGCUUGGUGUCACCGAUAGCUGGUACAGCGAAGUUUACGGCUCACUGCCGCUGGAGGAAAGGCAGCGGUCAUUCGCAAUCAAUCCCGUCCUGAUCCGACCCCGCAGUGUUGGCCGGGUCACGUUACGCUCCGCUAACUUUAGCGACCAGCCGAAAAUACAUCUCAACUAUUUUGAUCACCCAAAUGACUUACAAGCUAUCAAGGAAGGCGUGAGAUUUGCUCAACGAGUCAUAGGUACAAAGGCGUUUCAGCGAUACGGCACAAAAUUGCACAACACGCCGUUCCCGAAUUGUGAAGGCUUUCCUUUCGACUCGGAAGCGUAUUGGGAAUGCGCCAUCAUGCAGACAUCGAUAACGUUGGAUCACCAAGUGGGCACAUGCAAAAUGGGGCCAUCACGUGACCCCACAGCAGUGGUAUCGCCACGACUGCUUGUGCACGGUAUCCAAAGACUGCGGGUUGCGGACGCGUCCAUCAUGCCGAGGAUACCAGCGUCACACACGCACGCACCGGUUGUGAUGAUCGCAGAAAAAGCUUCGGACCUUAUUAAAGAAGACUGGAGAGGCCUUUAGCUUCUAUAAAAACUAGUUCGUUAAAGUACAAAGUACAAACUAAUAAUAUGACUAAAAUAAAGCCUGGAUAUUUUUAUAAGUAGUUCAACCAAUGAGUAGAGAAUUAACAUUAUGACACAGAUCUGGCCAUUUUUUUAAGUAGUUGAUUGUUGAACCACUGAGUAGGGAAUGUUUUCGCUAUGAGUUGGACACUCAAAGGGGAUUACAGGGGAAUCGUUCUAAGGAUUUCCUACAACCAUGCUCUGAAUUCUAAUGCCAAAGCAACGUUGAAGCCGUCUUUUAGUAUGUACAAUUUUAAUUAUUAUAGGAAGGUAAUACUAAAGUACAAUUUUCUAUUUAAUUUUUUUCCGUAAAACAUUGUCUUAACUG
This is a messenger RNA of Maniola jurtina (meadow brown), 2535 nucleotides long. Its product is annotated as glucose dehydrogenase [FAD, quinone]-like. Bases 301 to 2166 code for a protein of 621 amino acids. NCBI's taxonomy places the organism in Eukaryota, Metazoa, Arthropoda, Insecta, Lepidoptera, Nymphalidae. Gene Ontology annotation, molecular function: oxidoreductase activity, acting on CH-OH group of donors; flavin adenine dinucleotide binding. The record is from RefSeq and is a predicted model, not a curated record. The transcript has 7 exons.